AUGUCCAAUAAAAAGAAGAUAACAAUUCUGUUAUUGGGUGAGUCGGGUGUGGGAAAGUCGACUUUCAUCAACGCAUUCGUUAAUUAUAUAACAUAUGAGAAUAUGUACCAGGCUAAGGAAAAGCCAAUUUGUUUCAUACCAGUAAACUUCACAAUUGCCGACAGAGAGACAUACCGAUUAAGGACAGUGACCCUGGGCACACAAGAUAAUAAUGAAAACACACAAGAUGCUACUGAAUCGGCCACUCAAUAUCCCAAAUGCUAUAAGUUUGCGAUUGGCAAUGUUACACUAAAUAUAAUCGACACUCCGGGUAUUGCCGAUACCAAGGGUAUUGAUAAGGAUAACACAAAUAUGAGAAACAUUUUGAACUUUAUUAGCAAUUAUCGGGAAAUUAAUGCCAUUUGUGUUCUCCUGAAGCCUAAUAACGCGAAAUCUGCGGCCGAUAAUAUCCUAUUCCUGUUCACCAACGCCCGGUCCACACAAUACGCACCGGGAGAUACCGGACCCGCAUUAAUAACAUUGUUGGAUCAAAUCAAAGAGAGACCUCCGUUUGUGGACAUACAGUACGGCAAACCUACGAUCUAUUGCUUCGAUAACGAGGCCUUUCGGUUCGCAGUGGCGUCGGCACCGCCUAAUAACAUGGUGUUUGACGAUGUGGUAACACGUGAUUACGAAAUGAGUUGGCAGGGUUCAGUAAAAGAAUGCGAUCGAUUAUUGGAGCGCAUAUUAUCGCUACCACCCCAUAAGGUGAUGGACACCCUAUCCCUCAAUAACGCCAAACAGAAUAUACUUCUAUUGACUCAACCAUUGGCUGACAUCGCAAAGAAUAUUUCGGAUAACGUUAAGCAAUGCGAACGACACAAACAACGAAUCCAUGAGUUCACGGGUGAUAUCAAUGCCACAGCAAGGGAAGCGAGCAUGGCGCAGCAAGAUCAAAUUAAGAAAAUUAAAUUAAAAAUUGACGAGUUGACCAUCGAGAAUAAUUUGAUUACAAAGUGCAUGGCUAAGUUCGCGUGUUUCCUGAAAAACAACGCCCUGACCCCUUUCAACGACGCCUUCGAAGAUUACGUGAACGUUAUCAUUGAGAAUGAAAAACAAGGUGGCAGUAAAGUGACCAUCGACAAGUUGGAGCAAAUGUUGAAACGUUAUAAAUAUGAAAAGGAUGUCAUUGUGGAUGCCAUGAAGAAAAGCGAUCAGGGUACUAUAUCGGUUGAAGACAUUGAUCAAGUUAUUAAACAACUGUGCGGUCUGAAAUGGAAUGGACCGACUAUUAGCAAGCUGUUGGCCACACAAAUUCAGUCAAAGGCUCAGAGUCACGCUUAUAAUGAGCAACACAUAAAUUCUGGACCCGGAUUCACCGCAACGUUUGGGAAACUUACUAAAUACAGGAAUAUGUCAUCGAAAAGGGUGAUAACAAUCCUAUUGGUGGGUGAGCCGGGUAUUGACAAAUUUGUUUUCAUCAACGCAUUUGCCAAUUAUAUAACGUUUAAAGACUUUUACGAGGGAAGCGAACAACCAAUUUGCAUAUUUCCUAUUGAUAUAAGUAUAGUGGACGCUGAAACGUACGAGGUCAAAAAUAUAAAACUCGGAAAUUCUGAUAACAUGGUAACUGGAAACACAAACGAACCGACCACACCCAAAUGCUAUAGCUUUUCAACCAAUGAUAUUCAACUCAAUAUUAUCGAUACCCCGGGUAUUGUGGACAUCAAUGGCGAAGAUAGCGUUAACACUAAUAACACAAAUAUAAGAAAUCUGUUGGACUUUAUAAGCAAUUAUCGGGAAAUUAAUGCCAUUUGUGUGCUCUUAAAGCCAUCCGACACUAGGGUUGACGUGAUUUUCAAGUAUUGUUUGUCACAAUUGUUGAGUCACUUGAACAGAUCGGCCGCCGAUAACAUACUGUUCCUCUUCGCCGAUACCUAUAAACCGGGAAAUUCUGCUUCAAUAUUAAUAUCUGAAUUGAGUCAUUUCAGGGAAAAUACCCCUCAUAUAGAUAUAAAACAAAGUAAACAGAUCAUUUACUGUAUAAACUACGACCCAUUCAGGUACAGUGUAGCGUCAUCAUCGCCCAAUAACAUGGAUUUGGAUAAAAAUAUCAAAGCUGACCAGGAUAUCAAUUGGAUGAAGUUAGACCAAGAGUAA
This is a messenger RNA of Oppiella nova, 2139 nucleotides long. NCBI's taxonomy places the organism in Eukaryota, Metazoa, Arthropoda, Arachnida, Sarcoptiformes, Oppiidae. The record is from the annotation of a GenBank genome assembly.